Messenger RNA from Andrographis paniculata, 4777 nucleotides. RefSeq names its product inositol hexakisphosphate and diphosphoinositol-pentakisphosphate kinase VIP2-like. Lineage: Eukaryota; Viridiplantae; Streptophyta; Magnoliopsida; Lamiales; Acanthaceae. Gene Ontology annotation, molecular function: 5-diphosphoinositol pentakisphosphate 1-kinase activity; diphosphoinositol pentakisphosphate kinase activity; inositol hexakisphosphate kinase activity. The coding region runs from base 910 to 4083 and encodes 1057 amino acids. The transcript has 31 exons. The record is from RefSeq and is a predicted model, not a curated record. Gene Ontology annotation, biological process: inositol phosphate biosynthetic process; inositol metabolic process.
AAGAUGAAGCAGUAAUGUAUUUUGAAAUUUUGUUACAAAAUAAAUACACGGACGCAUUUCGCACCGCCACGUGGCGCGCCCUGAACCGCCUGUGUUGGACCGGUCGGCCCAAGUUCAAUGCCGCGAACUGUACGGCAUGCGGCUGGUUUGAUUGUCAACGUCGAAAAUAUACUACAUUUAGGUCCCACUUUGAACAUUUUGUUGAGGAUUACACAAAAAAAAAAAAAAAAAAAAAAGGGAACAACAUUAACGAAUUAACAUACUCUACGGUACGAUUGGACAUAUAAUUUGAAGUAUUAAAAUAGCGUUUAAUUAAAUUCUCAAAACCAUCAAUGAUGAUUCCUUAAAAUGUGUCCUUUUCGAGUGGCCCACAACACGGUCAAGUUUUUUUAAUUUUUUCUUAUGGGUAUAUCCAACAACUCCACUGAGAUAUACAGAAUCGACAUCUGGUACAAUGAGAGGCAAAAUAAAACGUGUAUUUAAAUUUUAUUAAAAAAUACCACCAUAAUUGGCGUUCUAGAUUCUGCUCCGUUAUUUUUAUUUACAAAUUAAAAUUUUUUAUAUAGAGUUAAAAUGAGUGCGUAAUAAUGGGUUUAUGUGAUUGAGUCGUAUGGUGUGUGUAUGUAUGUAUGGCGUCACUGUUAUUCGGCGGAGUGACGGAGUGGGCCGCCUUAGCUCUUUUGCUUUUCUUCAGCUGUUUCUCGUGAUUGGAAAAAGCGUUUGGCUUGCCUACACGAGUUGGUGGAUUUCUCCAUCUCUUUCCGAAAUCGAUGCAUCUGAGCGUUGGAGGGAUUGAGGAGUGGGGUGUCUGUGUUCAGAUUCAUUGUCUGCUUGAGUUUUUGAAAGGCGCGGAAGAGAUUUGGGAAGUGGAGAGUGGUGUGUUCUGGCUUCCGUGGUUGUUGAUUGAUAAUGGAGGGAGAGGGGAAUGGUUUAUGCCAGAAAAUAACGAUAGGAGUGUGUGUUUUGGAAAAGAAGGUGAAAUGCGGCUCCGAGGCCUUUUCGGGACCCAUGUUGCAAAUUUUAGAGAGAUUAGAGGCGUUCGGAGAAUUUGAGAUUGUGCAUUUUGGAGACAAGGUAAUCCUCGAAGAUCCCAUCGAGAGCUGGCCAAUAUGUGACUGUUUGAUAGCCUUUUAUUCCACUGGGUAUCCUCUGGAGAAGGCUGAGGCAUAUGCUGCACUAAGAAAGCCUUUCCUUGUUAAUGAAUUGGAACAACAACAUCUCCUUCACGAUCGAAGGAAAGUUUAUGAGCGGCUUGAAAUGUUUGGAAUUCCUGUUCCAAGGUAUGCCUUAGUUAACAGGGAAGUUUCUAAUCAAGAGUUGGACUAUUUUGUGGAAGAGGAAGAUUUUGUUGAAGUCCAUGGCAAUAGAUUCUGGAAGCCUUUUGUGGAGAAGCCUGUUCAUGGUGAUGAUCACAGUAUAAUGAUAUAUUAUCCCAGCUCUGCUGGUGGGGGAAUGAAAGAAUUAUUUCGUAAGGUUGGUAAUCGCUCAAGUGAAUUUCACCCAGAUGUCAGAAGAGUGAGACGUUCGGGAUCUUACAUUUAUGAGGAAUUUAUGCCCACGGGGGGAACAGAUGUAAAGGUAUACACAGUAGGCCCUGAGUAUGCUCAUGCUGAGGCAAGGAAGUCGCCUGUGGUUGAUGGUGUUGUUAUGAGAAACCUUGAUGGUAAAGAAGUCAGGUAUCCCGUACUACUUACUCCUAUUGAGAAAGAAAUGUCAAGGGAAGUUUGCAUUGCAUUUAGGCAAGCUGUUUGUGGUUUUGAUCUCUUGCGUAGUGAGGGUCGUUCAUAUGUUUGUGAUGUCAAUGGAUGGAGCUUCGUGAAGAACUCUCACAAAUACUAUGAUGAUGCUGCUUGUGUUUUGAGGAAAAUGUUUCUUGAUGCAAAAGCACCUUAUCUUUCUUCAACAAUUCCACCAAUAUUACCAUGGAAGGUCAAUGAGCCUGCUCAGCCAUCUGAAGGACUAACACGUCAAGGGAGUGGGAUAAUUGGGACGUUUGGGCAUUCAGAAGAGCUACGAUGUUUGAUUGCUGUCAUUCGGCAUGGUGAUAGAACUCCAAAACAGAAAGUGAAGCUGAAAGUGACAGAGGAAAAGCUUCUAAACUUGAUGUUAAAAUAUAAUGGUGGACGACCUAGAGCAGAGACCAAACUGAAGACUGCUGUUCAAUUGCAAGAUCUUUUGGAUGCAACACGAACUUUAGUACCUCGUACUCGAUCUGAUCGAGAUAAUGAUAAUGACGCUGAAGAAAUCGAACAUGCGGAAAAGCUUCGUCAAGUGAAAGCUGUGCUUGAGGAGGGAGGACAUUUCUCUGGCAUUUAUAGGAAGGUCCAACUUAAGCCAUUAAAGUGGAUCAGAGUUGCCAAAGACAAUGGUGAAGGAGAAGAAGAAAAGCCAAUUGAGGCUUUAAUGGUUCUGAAAUAUGGUGGUGUUCUUACACAUGCAGGCAGAAAGCAGGCUGAAGAACUGGGAAGAUACUUUCGAAACAAUAUGUAUCCAGGAGAAGGUACCGGCCUGCUUCGCCUCCAUAGCACAUAUCGUCAUGACUUAAAAAUAUAUAGCUCUGAUGAAGGCCGUGUACAGGUGUCGGCAGCAGCUUUUGCCAAAGGUCUUCUAGACUUGGAAGGACAAUUAACACCUAUUUUGGUUUCACUGGUUAGCAAGGACUCCUCCAUGUUGGAUGGACUUGAAAAUGCCAGUGCUGAAAUUGAGAAAGCUAAGGCUAGGCUAAAUGAGAUUAUAACUUCUGGAACAAGAUCUGUUGAUAGUAAUAGCCUGCCAGAUCACCCUUGGAUGGUAGAUGGUGCAGGGGUUCCAGCAAAUGCAUCUGAACUGCUACCCAAAUUGGUGGAGUUAACAAAGAGGGUUACUGAGCAAGUAAAACUUCUGGCCAAGGUUGAAGAUGAGGAGCUAGCAGAAGCAAGUUCAUCUGAUGCAAUUACUCCAUAUGAUCAAGCCAAGGCACUUGGUAAGACAAACAUAGAUGUUGACCGCAUUGCUGCAGGAUUGCCUUGUGGUAGUGAGGGAUUCCUUCUUAUGCUUGCUCGGUGGAGAAAACUCGAGAGAGAUCUUUAUAAUGAGCGCAAAGAGAGGUUUGACAUAAAACAAAUUCCGGAUGUCUAUGACUCUUGCAAAUAUGAUCUCUUGCACAAUGCACAUCUAAAUAUAAAGGGAUUAAGUGAGCUUUUCAAAGUGGCUCAGGUGCUUGCAGAUGGUGUUAUACCUAAUGAGUAUGGAAUCAAUCCAAAGCAAAAACUGAAGAUUGGAUCAAAGAUUGCUCGCCGCUUAUUGGGGAAAAUAUUGAUUGAUCUGAGAAAUACACGGGAAGAAGCAAGAGGUGUUGCAGAACUGAAGAGUAGCCAGGAGGCUAACUUAGCAAACCUUUAUAAUAGAAAAGAUGAUAUUGAUAGUCGUUCCAAGUCCCACAGUACACUUGACCACGCCAGAAAAUGUAGUUAUAACAGUGACAAGUCGAAGGAUCAAGAUGAUGAUGAAGACAAAGAAACAAAAUACCGCUUGGAUCCUAAGUAUGCAAAUGUGAAAACUCCAGAUCGGCAUGUGCGGACACGGCUUUACUUCACUUCUGAAUCCCAUAUCCAUUCCUUGAUGAAUGUUCUUCGUUAUUGCAACCUGGAUGAAUCCCUUCAAGGUGAACCUAGCCUUGUCUGUGAUAGUGCUUUGGAGCGAUUGCAUAACACAAAUGAGCUGGAUUACAUGAGCUACAUUGUGUUGAGGCUAUUUGAGAACACUGAGGUGGCUUUGGAAGAUCCUAAAAGGUUUCGUAUAGAGUUGACCUUUAGCCGAGGUGCAGAUUUAUCACCUUUGGAGGCAAAUGAUAGCGAAGCAGUUUCACUGCAUCAAGAGCACACAUUGCCAAUAAUGGGUCCCGAGAGGCUCCAAGAAGUAGGUUCAUGCCUUACUUUAGAGAUGAUGGAGAAGAUGAUUCGUCAAUUUGCCAUGCCAGCUGAAGAUUUCCCCCCUCCCACCAUUCCUCAGGGCUUCACUGGUUACUUCUCCAAAAGUGCUUCAGUCUUAGAGCGCCUGGUUAACUUGUGGCCAUUCCACAAACACUCGAACAGCCAUCGCUAAGUUGUAAGCCCACUUCCCAUCAUCCUUUCUAAUGCAUUUCUUCCGGAAAAAUUCUUGAUCAAGAAUGAUCUAGUGCUCGCCUUCAUAUCUGCGCUGAAAUUUUCCUACAUUCAUUUGUUACCAGAAAAAAUAAAGAAAUAAAUAAAACAAAAAAUUUCUUCUUAUUCAUCCAUUUGCUCAUUUCAAUCCUUCAUAGUUACAUUCCAAAAUACUAUGUUCUUUAUCAGCUCUUGUCUUUGCCCCUUUUAGGCUUGCAUUUAAAGUAAUGCACAAACACACUGGGUGCAAUAACACAACACAACACGAGCCGUGCCUAACGGCAUUGGUUAUCUGUUCUUGUUCCCACCUAACUUGUCUUGGUGCUCUAUUUUCUGUUAGGCACACACUUUUUGUGACAAGAUUAUUCAUUGAGGAUGAGCAUACCUAUUUUUUGCAUCUACAAUUUCCAUAUUGUAUAAGGUUGCGUGUACAAUCUUCCCAUAUGAGCUCUGUUUUGUUUUAUGCAAGAAAUUGAAUAAACUUGUGGGUGUGCUUUAUUGGGUGAGUCUCCAUCAUUAGGAGGUUCCUUCUUAUCAUUUCCUAGCCACCGAUUGAUAAAGAUAUAUGCACUAUGUUUGAAUAUGCUUCAAUUUCUGCUCUUACUUUCAAACAUACUUCGACAUCUUCAUUGAUUAUUAAUAAUAUUACAAUAUCA